This is a messenger RNA of Drosophila subobscura, 850 nucleotides long. RefSeq names its product ceramide-1-phosphate transfer protein. The transcript is spliced from 3 exons. Gene Ontology annotation, cellular component: cytosol; membrane; cytoplasm. Gene Ontology annotation, biological process: intermembrane lipid transfer; ceramide transport. Bases 143 to 805 code for a protein of 220 amino acids. The record is from RefSeq and is a predicted model, not a curated record. Gene Ontology annotation, molecular function: ceramide 1-phosphate transfer activity; ceramide 1-phosphate binding. Lineage: Eukaryota; Metazoa; Arthropoda; Insecta; Diptera; Drosophilidae.
UUCACAGUCACGAAACUAUCGAUAAGACUGUGAAUAGAAUUUUAAAAUACUUGUGACGUGACCAACAGCUGAUUUACCCAUCAUAUAUCGAUUCAAACUCCAUCAAUAAUUUUGCAAUAGUGCAACAAAAAACUGUUGAAAAAUGUCUGUAAAUACUUCAAUAGAGACGGUUAAUACGAAUGUUGAAUGCUUUGAUAUUGAAAAAGUUGCCGAGCUGUUUGCCAGCUGCCUGCUGGAUGAAGAUGACGUCCUCAUGGAUAUCUAUCUGGCGGCCUACGAAGAAAUUAUGAAGUUCUUCCAGCUUAUGGGCACCAUUUUUGGCUUCGUGAGCAGUGACGUUCGCAACAAAAUAGAUAUUCUUUACGAGCUGCGAAAGACUGACAACGAGAGCCAAACGCAUUUCGAGACCUUUAAAGGAAUGCUGCUUCAUGAGAGGGAUGCUAAUCUGUUAACGGCUAAAGGCUAUGUCUCGGGUAGCCGCACUCUACUGCGUCUCCAUCGUGGCCUUGAGUUUUUCUACGAGUUUCUGAAGCGUCUGCAAGACCUGCAAAGCGAUGAGAAAACCGCUAGCGUGUGUAGAACGGCCUAUGACGACACACUUGGUAAGCAUCAUGCAUUUUUAAUACGAAAGGGCGCCCGCCUGGCCAUGUAUGCGAUGCCAUCGCGUGGAGAUCUGCUCGAUCGCGUAUGCCAUGAUGUGCCCAGUGCCGUUGCGAUGCUGCCCAAAAUGCUUCAGAACACCCGGAAGGCCUACGACCGCACGGAACAGCUCUACACGCUAUACGAUCUCCAUAACUUGCCCUAGAGUUGAUCCAAAUUGUCUGUGUAUAUUUCGUAAAUUACAAGUAUU